UUCGGGACAACCUACCUAUGCAACAUCUGGGUGAACGCACAAAUGCAAUAAUCCACAAAAAUGUGGUUUUUAUAUUGUAAACGAAACCUUUAACAACACAUUACGUAAAUUUUAUCACUUAAAAAUGUGAAACAGAUUGUUAAACGCUCAAAAAACAUGUUUCGGUGUACACCAUGAGAUUUUACAGAAGAUUUACAAAAAGGCAAUACAUGUGCUUGUGGUUUUUUUUAAUUCUAUUUUUUGUAUUUUACGUGGAGUUUUAUUUAUAUCUGAGUAACACACUUUCGUGGUUGAAGCCAAAAUGUGGAAAUCGAAACAAUUGCACAAAUAUUCUCCUUGUUGCCGAUCCUCAAGUUCUCGGCGAACGUAAAGAAAUGUUCUCGUUUGUUACGCCUUUCAGUAUUGCAGACAGUGAUUUUUUUCUGAAAAAGACGUACUCUUGGGCUUACAGGUUUGCAGAACCUGAUGUCGUAAUAUUCUUAGGUGACUUGAUGGAUGAGGGUUCAAUUGCCAGAGAUGAAGAAUUUUUUGCGUAUGCUAGAAGGAUUUAUAACGUUUUUACGGAUAGCUCUCCAACUGCAGUAAAGCACAUUUGGCUGCCAGGUGAUAAUGACGUAGGAGGUGAAGAAUUCGACGGAAUAACUGAUCAAAAAAUGAAAAGAUUUCAUCGAGCGUUUCCACAGCCAGAACUCAUCGUGCACAAAAAUAUUACCUUUUUUAAAAUAAACCGACUGAUUUUAAGCAUUCCAGUCUUUAAAGAAAAAAGAGAUUUUUAUGAUACUUCCAAAAUUUUUAUUGGGUUGAGUCAUUUGCCUCUCAUUUUCUUGCCUUCACCUUUUGUGGAAAAAGUGUUUAGAAAAAUGCUACCUCAGGUUUUGUUCACGGCUCAUGAACACAAAUCCAUGAUUGUUAUUACAGACGCGUUAAUUAGACAGGACAGCCAAAUUAUCCCAGUGACACCCGACAAUAAUAAAAUUUACGAGUAUCCCUUGGGUAGUACAGAUAUGUACGAAUUUAUUAUACCGACGUGUUCAUAUCGCAUGGGUACUGAUAAAAUUGGCUAUGGCUUCGCUGUGCUUGGUAUGUAUGUCUUGUCGCAUGUUGUUCAAUGUAACCGGGUUGUAAUUAACACCGUCUUCAUGUUACAGAACAAAAUGAAAUACGUUAUACAGUGCUUUGGUCUCCGUCCCGUUUUACCCAACUUUAUUAUUAUUCCAUUUUUACAUGUUUUAACUUGUUAUGUGUUUGUUUUUGUUACUAUUGUAAAAGUUCAAAAAAACGGUUUAGUCGAACCUGAUCAGUACCUGUCAAAUCCAAAGUACAAUUGCGCUUAAAUUGUGUCAAAAUGCACCGUUUUAGUAAUAAUGAUUGUUUUACCAUAGAGAACUGACCUAGCAAAUUGUCUACACAAUGUGCCAAUGCACAGAAAUAUGUAUCUUUUGUGUCAAUUGUAAGUGACUAUAGUUUUUGUGUAUUAAUUGUUUUGUAAAUAAGGAGUCACCAAAUAUUGGCACAAAUUAGCUACAUUUAGGAUCUCAGGGCGACAUGGCGAGGUGCAGUUUGUGACAAAAUUUACAGCACAUGACAGUCUUAUACGUUACAACUAACUAUAUUUAAAAAAGCAAUGUACAUGAAAACUGCUUCUGAUUUUUGAAACCAGAGUACUAGAAUUUGAUCAUGUGACAACGUAUUAUUUGAAAAUUUUAAUGUCAUAGCCAGUCGUAGCGAAUUUGGCGGCAAGAACACAUUAUGGUUGUCAAAGAUAAAUUGCAGUAGGCGGCGCUAGUGUGUGUGAAACAUUAAAGUCACUAGAUAUAUAUGGUUAUCUAGGAACUUUAUGAAACAUUUGACACUUAAGUGGCAGCCAAAGUCCCUAUAUAUUACUAAUUUAGAGACUUGAAAUGGCAGCUAUUUUUGAACAUUUUGUAAUUUGGAAUUGCUGCCGAAAUCUUGCUCUGUUAAAACUGAUAAAUGUUGAAGUUUAAAGAAGUGAAGUUCGUGAUCCAUUCACAAUUUCUGUUGCAAAUUACAAUAUGUUUACCGCUUGUUAUAAAUAACUUUUAGAAGUGCCACAUAAUUAGGAAUUUUGUACUAAUAAUACUUCUAAUAUUUUUAUGCAUUGACAAUAGAAAAAGUAUUGUGUAUGAAAUUUUCGACACAGGAAAUUGAAAAACGUCCAGUCCAUCCCUGGACAGAGUAUAAAUGUAUUGAUUAUAAUUGUUACAAUUUGAUUACCUUAAAUUAGGAUGUUUCUGUUGGUUUGUUGCGUCAUCACGGUUAAAAAAACAUUACAAGAACAAUUUAAAUAUCCUCAGUCAACAUUGGGUAAUGGUUUUCAAACAGUACGAUUUACGCAAUUAAAUUUUUCAUUAUGGUAUGUUGACCUGAAAAUCAUUUGGAACAUCAAAUAAAACUGUAAACCAUAGAACUGUUCAAUUUUAGCGAAAAGUUUGUCUUCUCAUUUAAAAAACCAAUCUCGUAGUCGCUCUAUUUCUAUAAAACGAUGUAUGCACCAGUUUAGUAUACAUUUUAAUGCAGAGUUGUCUUCGAUUAGAUUGCUUGAAUUGGUAUCACUGAUUUAGUCGUGUGCCUGUCAAAUUGAUGCGUGCGCACAAUUAUCAAAACCCGCGGGAAAUUUAAAUUUGGCCUGGAAUUGUGACAGUCAACAAAAUGAAAUCUACGUUGUGUGUGCGUUCAAGAGCCAUUUACACUAGUGACAGGUAUAACCAGUGUCGGAUUGAGGGCAAUUUACAAAGUGAGGCCCUGUGGUAUUGUAAACAGAUCUUGUUUUGAAAAAAUUGUUGUUUUUGGAAUUUUGAUGACGCUACCAAGAAAAACAAAGCUAGUAAAAAAAUUGUGGAAGGUUAUUUUGACAGAACUUUCCUCGCCCUUGAAAUAUAGUCCGACAAAUUCCGCUUGUUUAAAAAUUAUAAAAUUGGAUUUUGCGAUAACUGUUUCUGUUUUUGCAACUUCAAAGUUAAAUUGUUGAUUUUUUUCCAAAAAUCUGGAUACGAAGGGUAAAAAGUCCUGUAACCUUAAAACGUUUGGAAAAUUUCAGUACAUUCGCUUUUGCAAUUUUAAACUUAAAUUGUAGAAUACAAUUGCGAUUUUUUUCCCAAAAAUCUCGAUGUCUAGGAGGAAAACUCAACACGGAUUCUAAAUUACACAUACGUGGAGUAUGUAAUUCUAUAAAAUUUGAGGAACAUUUGUUCUGCAAAAUUAUAAAAUGACGUGAUCAUUUUUUAGGAGGUCAUGAACACAUUUUUAUUAAAGAUGUACCAUGCUUAUGGUAAUCUCAACAAGCUUGCAUGUUUUCAAAGCAUUCGGUUUUACAAUUUCAAAGUUAAAUUGUAAAAUGUUAUACAAUCUUGUUUUUUUUUUUUUUUUUUAAAUCUGGAUGUCUAUGGUGAAAACUCGACACGGAGUCAUGGAUCACAUAUGCAGGAGUAUGCAAUCCUAUAAAAUUAAAUAUAUAUAAUACCAAAAAAGGGGCAAAUUAGUGGUAAGUAAAAUGAUACGUUUCACCCCACAUUUUUUUUUAUUUAUUAUAAGGUGCUUUGUCUUUUUUUUUAAACUCCACGUCAAAAAUUGCCUUUUUUAUUUUAUAAAAAAGCAAUAAAAAAUGCAUGUCAAAGUUGGUCUGUUUUCUUAAAAAAAUGAUACAGUACCUUAAAAUAGAUGAAAAAACAGGUAAAAAAAUAGCUUAAAUAGAUGGAAAAAACAUUUGGGAUGAAAUGUACCACUUUACUUUCUACUGAUUUCAAUUUAGAAAUUUCAUCCAAAGAGCCUGAUAAUCCGAUCCUUAUAUUUGGUAAAUAUAAAUUAAAGAAUUUAAGAAAUUUCUCGGUGUCCCGGCGCCACAAUCCGACACUGGGUAUAACACAUAUUAGAACUAUGCUUAAAGACCUGUCGCAUAUUAUAAGCUUUACCCAGCCAGUUGUUGUCAAACUACGCGUUUCAUGAAUUUAACCUCUAUUUGGGCAAAUGACGUGAAAAACAAACCGUCAGCUCUGACUCAUUUUCGUCACGCGAUCCUGUGCUUUUAUUUUAAUUAAAAUUCAAAUCCUAUCUUUUUGAAACUUGGAAUAUCUAGAUAAGUACCAGAAUUACCACGAGAGAAGCUACAUUUAAUUAAAACCAACGUUAAUUAAAGUAGUUUGCGAAUAAAUGUUCAAAUUUGAACUGUAGAAAAAUAUUAAAGCCCUUCCGAGUCCACGAUGAGAUUUAUUUUACUGAUGAUAACUUUCGAGCCCUUUUCCCUCAAAAUGUUUAGGACUAAUUUAAAUGCCAUAAAUGAAUUAUUAUAAGUGAGAAAGAUUAUGAGUGUGGAUAAUGUAAUAAGUAAUAACUUAAGUAAAAACGUCCAUUUUUUUUUAAUUUUCAAAUGGGGUUUCGCAAUAUUCUUUUUUUCCCCGAUGUGAAAUUUAAUUUUUUAAAACGGAACCACAAUCGAUAAAACCAAGCGACUAUAAAGCAGCACUCAAAAAGAUUCGCAGGUGAUUUAAAAUCAGUGGUACCAAUUACAAAGUGUUAACAAUCUCAUCAUAAUAUCAGAUUUUUAGGUUGAUAAUAAUAUAACAUGUAAGUAGAUCACGAUUCUAUGAAAUUACCAGGGAAAAAUUAACUACUGUUUGCUGCUAUGGUUGGUUAUAAUCAUGGUAUAAUGUUAACAAACAGUAUUCAAUACCCAUGACAACAAAGCAACUUACAAGGUCGCGGUCAACGUCAGUUGAUUUAUUUGCAAUAAAGUAAAACCCAGCUCACAUGAAAACUUUAUUAUUAUUUGUUUUUUUAUUAGUGUGUAAACGCACCUAAAAAUUGAAAUAAAAAUGUAAAUGCUUUAAAAUUACAAGAUAAAAAUCUUUUUUAGGCGUGGCUUGGAUUUGACCAAACGAAUUAUGAAAUUGCAGUUAUAAAUAUCAUCUUGUUCAAUUUUAAUUAAAAACUGUUUCAUUUCGCUUAGAAUAAGUCACUAGUUUGGAACGUCAUGCGUAGAUGAACAUUGUUUUAUAAUUUUAGUAAUUAAUCUGUGAUGAUUUAAAAAAAAUCGACUUGGGUGUACAUAUAUCGUUUGACUUUUACUGUCAAAUAACUGCAAUGCCAACAUUUUUAUUUUAAAACACAAUUCUAUGCCUUACUACACUUUUUUUUGAUCAAAUGGUAACUGUGUAUUUUCAAAAAAAUUAUUAUUGACGACAAAAAAUCGAAAAUAUUUAAUACAUAUCGUGUUAAUAGUAGUAGAAAUGACACUAAUAAUGAUACAUUUCAAAUAUGCUGCCACUCUAACUCAGACAUAUUAUCUACUUCAAAAUCAUCCAGUAUUCGAACCUUCAUGGCAGUUAUUGUAUUAGGAAUAAAUUUUUGAAGUAGCAUUUCUAGGACUGGCUAUGUCACACUUCUAGUAAGAUCAUUUUAAUUUAAUGUAUGUACCUGCAUGAUACGUGUGUAUGUGUGUAUCAAGUAGUUUUUUAACCAUUUAUAAUAAUCGUAGUAUAGGGAAGACUAAACUAGGAGCUAGUCUUUUAUAAGUGACAAAGAUCUAAUAAUGUGCAUAUUAUUCCAAUGUAAACUUAUAAAGACAUUUUUCUCUUGGUAUUGUUAGAAUGGAGUGCCAAUAAACAUAUUUCUAUAUGUACUAAAUUUGAACAUAUCAAUAUUAACUGAUAAAGCUAUAAGCAGUGAGAGUAGUAGUUAAAAUUUGUUAGAUAUUGAUUAGUGUGUUGUUUACUUUACUGAAUGUUGAUACUCCGUACUGUGGUGAUUCACAUGGAGAUAUGUUUCAUGGAAUGAAUUUACAUUAUAUCUCAUUUUUAUUAUAAA
Molecule: messenger RNA, 5820 nt
Organism: Zophobas morio
Lineage: Eukaryota; Metazoa; Arthropoda; Insecta; Coleoptera; Tenebrionidae
Gene: Mppe
Product: Metallophosphoesterase
Exons: 4
Coding region: 174-1334 (386 amino acids)
Biological process (GO): GPI anchor biosynthetic process
Cellular component (GO): endoplasmic reticulum
Molecular function (GO): hydrolase activity
Source: RefSeq, a predicted model, not a curated record